CCCAAACUAAUAUUAAGGAGAGUUUUCUGUGAGAAAAUUUAUUGGCAAUAAUGCAGCGUUUGCCCGUUCGGUGAAAAGAAGAAGAAGCUGGCAAGUUUCCACCACCGAGGUUCGGCCAUGGAUUCCACCAACUCCUCCUUGGGAUCCAGAUCUCUCAACAUCGGCGAGAAGCUCUGCGCCGCAGCGAUACCUUUCCUCGCCGUAAUCGAGGCCCUAGUCUUCACCAUCGCCGGUUGCUUCGAGUACAAACAACCCGCCCCCAAGAGAUACCGGUUAGGAUUCCGGGAUCUCUCUCGCCUCGCCGCUGAAUCUCGAUUUACUGUGAAUGAAGUCGAGGCAUUGUAUGAGCUGUUUAAGAAGCUAAGUAGUUCGAUCGUUGACGAUGGUUUCAUUCACAAGGAAGAACUUCAGUUGGCACUGUUCAAAAAGCCAUAUGGAGAGAAUCUUUUUGUAGAUCGGGUUUUCGAUCUAUUUGAUGAGAAGAAAAAUGGCGUCAUUGAAUUUGAGGAAUUUAUCCAUGCACUAACUGUUUUCCAUCCCUGCUCACCUGUGGAAGACAAAAUAGAUUUUGCAUUUAGGCUUUAUGAUUUGAGGCAAACCGGAUUUAUUGAGCGAGAAGAAGUGAAGCAAAUGGUGAUUGCAAUAAUGAUAGAAUCUGAUCUGAAGCUACCUGAUGAACUUCUGGAACUUAUUAUUGACAAGACGUUCAUUGAUGCUGAUGCUGACAGGGAUGGUAAAAUCAACAAAGAAGAAUGGAAGUCUUUUGUUCUGCGAAACCCUGUCAUCCUAAAGAACAUGACUCUUCAUUAUUUGAAGGAUGUGACGACAACGUUUCCAAGUUUUGUUUUCAACACUGAGGUUGAAGACUAAAGAUGUUGGCGUGUUGACUUGUGUCUGAAUCUUGAAGUUGAGGGUCGGGUCUGGUAUUGUUGGGUUGGGUUCAGCUUUGCCGUCUGUUGGGAAUUCUAGGCGAUGUGGCAAAGGUGCUGAUUGUUCAAGCAAGUUCCAAACAAAUAGCAGCGAAGCCUUGGUGUCUACAAAAUCUCUCAUUAAAUUGUAAAGGUAUCCAAAUUGGGAAUCAUUGUUUGUAGAGGCAUUUAGGAGGAAAGAAAAUGGGGUCGGCUGGGUUUAAAUUUAUGCCAGAGCCCAGAAAAAAGUUCAAUAGUGGUGCCCUUCUUGAUAUUUUUGGAUUUCCUUCUUAUUUUACUUUCUUCUUCUAUUGUGGGGGGAUUAUAAUCAGCUAUUAGGGUUGUAACUUUCGCCUGUAUAUCACACUUGAAAAGUUGCUUAGAUGCUUCUUAAGAUUUUGAAUUUGCAUUGGCAGUUAAAUAUUGUUCUCCUUGUUGGAAAUGCAGAAAACUGAUGGCUGAAGCCUUAUGAUGAUAAUAUGAAAAUUUUCUUGGGAAAUGGUUGAAGUUGGAACUA
Diospyros lotus (date-plum) is the source of this 1425-nucleotide messenger RNA. RefSeq names its product calcineurin B-like protein 10. Gene Ontology annotation, biological process: calcium-mediated signaling. Lineage: Eukaryota; Viridiplantae; Streptophyta; Magnoliopsida; Ericales; Ebenaceae. Gene Ontology annotation, molecular function: calcium ion binding; kinase binding. The coding region runs from base 118 to 870 and encodes 250 amino acids. The transcript has 9 exons. The record is from RefSeq and is a predicted model, not a curated record.